GUCAGACAGUCAUUAUUUGUGUAAUGUAAUGGCGAUUUGUGAACAGUAGUUUCUUCAGAAUACUAUCAUAUUUAAUAACAAAAGUUAUAAAAAUAUACGUGCUACAUAAAUAUCGAGAUUACCAAUAUGCGGUCUGUUGUAGAAAUAGGGGCAAGUGUCCCUGCCUUUUUAGGAAAAUUAUGGAAACUGGUUAACGAUACAGAAAACAAUCACUUAAUUUCCUGGAGCCCCGGAGGAAAAACAUUUGUAAUAAAGAACCAAGCUGACUUUGCUAGGGAAUUACUCCCUUUGUAUUACAAACACAACAAUAUGGCUAGUUUCAUCAGACAAUUGAAUAUGUAUGGAUUCCACAAAAUCACAUCUGUUGAAAACGGUGGACUUCGAUAUGAAAAGGAUGAAAUUGAAUUCUCACAUCCCUGUUUCAUGAGGGGUCAUUCCUACUUACUCGAACACAUAAAGAGAAAAAUUGCCAAUCCAAAGACAAUAGUGACUAGCGGAGAGAGUGGUGAAAAAAUACUCCUAAAACCUGAAUUAAUGAAUAAAGUGUUGACUGAUGUAAAACAAAUGAAAGGGAAACAAGAGAACUUGGACGCUAAGUUUAGUGCAAUGAAACAAGAGAAUGAAGCUCUAUGGAGAGAAGUGGCCAUCCUAAGGCAGAAGCACAUCAAGCAGCAGCAGAUAGUCAAUAAUCUGAUACAAUUCCUGAUGUCCUUAGUUCAACCAGCAAGACCAAACAAUGCAAAUAGUAACAAUGUUGGUGUGAAGCGACCUUACCAGUUGAUGAUAAACAGUGCUGCACACAAUUCUGCCGCCGACGGCUCCCACCCUGGACGGACAAAGAACAUCAAGCUGGAUAAAGACACUUUACUAGAUGAACUGACUGAAGAGAAUUUGGAGGAUGGUCCCACAAUCCAUGAGCUGGCACAUGAUGACAUUUUGCAUUCGGAGAUUGCUCAAGAUUCACUAGACCCUGCCAACUUUGUGACAAUAGAUGUGCCCGCUGAUGCUAAUGUCAACAAUGACUAUAGUCCUAACCCCUCAGGACCUGUUCAAUAUGAAGUUACUAUGGAAGAUGGAGAUGAUUUAGAUACAGAUGGUGUCAGAGUCACAUAUCCAAUAGCCAAAGUCAACCUAUUACGGCCUCAGGAUGUUCAGCCAGUAGUGACAUCACCAUCUCCCACUAUGGUUAAUCCAACAUCACCAUUGGAUCAAUCAAUACUAGAUCAAGUUUUCAUUGAUCCAUCAACUGUGACAACUGCAGGAAAAACAAAAAAGAUGCAAAGGAGUAUUGCUAGGCCGACAAAGAAAAUGUCAUCUGGCAGCAGUUUUAACAACAUAAAUCCUUCUGCUGAUUUGAAAUUACCAGCUGAAAUAUUUGCUGAUGAAGAUUCAGUUGAAAACGGCAUAGCAGCAGAUGAACUCCUGCAGAGUGCACUGCAAAGUGCUGCAUUAGAUGGCGGCAUGUCUACUUCCAAAGACAAAAUGUUUGGUGGCAUCAACAUCAAACUUGAAAAAGCAGAUAAUGCCAAAAUAACAAAGAAGUCAAAGAAAUCGAGUAAGGUCAACAAUACAAACCAGGUGGACCUGGCUGGCAUUAAGACUGAGCUGCAAGAUGACUUGGACUGGGAUAACAUGACUCUUGCUACCGUGAACAACAACAGUGACGUUAAUAGGUUAAACUCCAUGAAUAGGAGAGAUAACAUCAGCAAAAAUCUUGAGGAAUAUACUUCUGUGUUUGGAACAAAUUCAAACAAGAAUGAUAUUGAUGAUCAUUUGGACUCCAUGCAAACUGACAUUGAGUCACUGAGAGAGUUAUUACGGAAUGACAGUUAUGCGUUGGACACCAACACUCUAAUGGGGAUGACUGAUGCAAGGCUAGGAUCUACGAUGUCUUUCGCCAUUCCCUCCGGUCAGCUGCCGGCACACGAUUACCUGUUUGGCUCCGAUGAUCCAUUCUACGGAUUGUCUUAUAACCCCGUUGACGAGCGAGCGAGACCAUCAAACAGUGCAAAGAAGCUGAAAGGUGAGAUAUCGAAUGUGAGCGGGCAGGAGGGCCGUGCCCAGGACGCGUUUCCCGAGGACGAUGCUGAGGGGAAUCAGCUUAUGUCGUAUACAGGGAAUAUUCCUUACUUUGAGGAUAUUAACCUAGAGUUGGCGAGCGAUAACUCUCAAGAGGCGCCGGCGCCGGCGCCGCCGAGCCCGUCUAGCUACACGCUGAACACGCCUCAGGUGCAGCUGGGCUCUCCCGCCUUCCCGCAGAAACCUUGAGCCCCCGCCACUCGGCGUCGCGUAUACCUUAUGAACGGUUGAAGAACGCAAGCGUCGUCUUAAUUCUAACUUGAGGGCCCAGAAACAAAAGCUCCGAGGGGAAGGGAACGUUGACAACUACAGCGUAGAGUGAAGUUGCCCGGAGACUUCCAGGCCGAGGUAUAAGGCUAUGUUUACACGAGGUCUACUCUUACAUUUGAUAGCCGACAGCGCCAUGCUAUCUAAACCAUGUUCGCUAUCGACUGCCGAAUACGGCACUUACGGCACCAGACCUAGUGUCAACGCGCCUUACGCCAAUGGAAAAAGGCUGUAUAUAAAGGCUAAUGUAUGAUGAACAUAGUGAUAUGUCACAAGUGCGAAUUGUAUCUAAUGCAAUGUCGCACUACUGCGUGUGAGCCUUGCCGUGUCCUUUUAAAUAUUCGUUUGUGUAUAUACUUUAUUUGAUCGGCUAAGUGCAACACCAUAAUAAC
Cydia amplana is the source of this 2738-nucleotide messenger RNA. It is a transcript of the gene Hsf, whose product is annotated as heat shock factor protein. Gene Ontology annotation, molecular function: sequence-specific DNA binding; DNA-binding transcription factor activity. The transcript is spliced from 11 exons. NCBI's taxonomy places the organism in Eukaryota, Metazoa, Arthropoda, Insecta, Lepidoptera, Tortricidae. Gene Ontology annotation, biological process: regulation of DNA-templated transcription. The coding region runs from base 127 to 2268 and encodes 713 amino acids. The record is from RefSeq and is a predicted model, not a curated record.